AAUGUUUCAGCCCGCAGAGCCGGGGCAGUGUUUGAAGAGACUCGGUGCAGAUGAGUGCCAUGAGAGCCGCGACCCUUCUGCUGCUGCUGCCGCUGCUGCGCUCUUACGCCGGGCAGCCGGCCGCGGCUGCAGUCAGGGAGUAUUACAUAGCAGCGUUAGAAAUUGGUUGGGACUACGUUUACCUGGACAAUGCUGACCCAACAACUGACCAAAGGGGGAGAGAUAAAGAUAUCACUCAGAAAUAUGUCAAGGCAGUUUACAGGGAGUAUACAGAUUCCACAUACACUGUCCCCAAGAGAAGGCCAGCAUGGACAGGCAUUCAAGGCCCGGUGAUCGUUGCCCGUGCUGGUGACAGGGUGGUGGUCCACUUCAAAAACCUGGCGUCUCAGCCCUACAGCAUCAGCCCUGUGGGGAUCACCUACUGGAAACACUCUGAAGGAGUCGGGUACGAGGACUCCACAGCAGGUCAGGAGAAGAAGGAUGAUGCUGUCUCUCCUGGAGGAUACUAUGAGUACGUGUGGGACAUCAGCCCAAAAGACGGUCCCACUGCCAGUGACCCAGAGUGCCUCACCUACUCCUACUCAUCCCAGGUGGACACGGUCCGAGAUGUAAACUCGGGACUCAUUGGUGCCGUGCUCAUCUGCAAAACAAGUGCCUUCACAAAUGAUGGCCAGAGGAGAAAUCCUGCGUUUGUCCUGCUGUUUGUCGUGUUUGAUGAGACCAAGAGCUGGUAUGGAGAGGUGGGAGAGAGGAAGAGCAGAGAGAAGUUCAAGAAGAGUUUGGGCAGAAAGGAAUACCACACCAUCAAUGGAUAUGUCAACUCCACGUUACCCGGUUUGACAAUCUGUCAGAGCCGUCAUCAUGUGUUCUGGCAUGUGAUUGGGAUGGGCACAGCUCCAGAAAUCCACUCCAUUCAGUUUCAGGAUCACACUCUACAGGUGUUGAACCAUCGUAAAGUCACCAUGGAGGUGACCCCUAUGACAUUCAUCACUGCAGAAAUGAAACCUGCUAAUAUAGGAAGCUUCCUUAUGAGCUGUCAGAUACAUGCUCACCGCUACGAUGGUAUGAACGCUUUCUUCACGGUGGAGAAAUGCCCUGAACCUGUCAAGCUGCCGGGGCCGGAUCUGCAUAACGUCCAAGACCAGGAUUUGGGGGAUGGCAGUUAUGACUACAGUUACGAUAAUGUGGAUUUGUUCAACACAAUAAGCGUUCUGCCUAAGAAACCACAACUGCAAGCAAGAGCCGGCAGGGGACGGCUGCAUAAAACCUGGGAGCAUUUCAUUGCUGUUGAAGAGGUCACCUGGGACUACACCAAUCAUCUCAAACCCACAGAUAGUGAGUUACAGUCUGGAUAUCUGCCUUCAUCUCCCCAUUACCUGGGCUACAAGUAUAAAAAGGCGGUGUUUGUGGAGUACACAGAUGGAUCCUUCACUCAAAAAAAGAAUUCGUCAAAAUCUUUGCUGGGUCCUCUUCUGAAAGGAAAAGUCAAUGAUCAAAUCCAGAUCACUCUCAAAAACAUGGCCAGUCGCCCUUUCAACAUCUACCCCAAUGGGCUUACCAGCGUCUCUCCACUGUUAGCAUAUGCAACUGAGAAGGACUUGCGCUCCAUGGCAGUGCCCCCCAACGGGACCUUUGGCUACGUUUGGAGCCUUACAAUAAAUGACGGACCCUUGGAGGGAGACCCCCAAUGUCUAACUCAGCUGUAUCAGAGCACUGUCUCCCCAGAGAGGGACCUGGCCUCGGGGCUGGUGGGCACACUGCUCAUCUGCAAGCAUGAGACCAUGGACACCAGAGGACGACUGUUGGGCUCAGAUAAAGAGUGGAGCCUGAUAUUUGCUGUGUUUGAUGAGAACAGAAGUUGGUACAUCAAUGAAAAUAUGCAGAAGUCCGGCCAAAGCUCCCUUAACACCACAGAUCCUGAAUUCUACGACACCAAUGUCAUUUAUAGUAUUAACGGCCUCAUGUUUGCCGGCCGUCAGUUUGUGGUGUCUCAAACAGACGUCGCCUUCUGGCAUGUGGCCAACGUGGGCAGCCAGAGUGACUUCCUCUCUGUUUACUUCACGGGAAACCUCUUUCUGUACAAAGGCCUCUACCAGUCCGUGCUCACCCUCUUUCCCAUGACUGGCAUGACUGUUUCCAUGGAAACUGAAUUGAUGGGUGAGUGGGAGAUCAGUGCCUAUGAUGGCAGAUUGAAGAACCGAGGGAUGAGUAUCUAUUACUCCGUUCGCCAUAGUGACUACGGAGACCUAGUCGAUCGUGAUUGGAUUGAAGAAGAUAUCUCUGACUAUAUCGAUGCGAUAGAUCUACAGCCGAGAGGCAGAAGACCUGAAAAUCGUACAGUGUUGGUUCGAGUGUGUAGGAAACCUCCUGCUAGUAACAAUAAUCAAUCAGAAAACAUUUCCAUUCAAAAUGUCACUACUGAUAAUACUGAAUGUCAGCUGAAGAAAGUGAUAGUAUCAUCUGUUGAAGUCCAAAACCCUGACAUGGUGGCAGAGGGAGGAAUCCCUCAGGAUGUUUUGGAGGAAUUGGAAAGAGACGGGGAAUGGACCGUUACUCAGAAUGAAACUGAAAUUGAAGGCGGCGGCGGCAGGCUUAGGAGAGAGGCAGCGGGAGACUGGACGGAUGUGGAUUUCAAUUCUGAUUCCUCAGAAGAUGGGGCAACUGGGAUAGGGAUUGGAGAAGAAAUGGAAAAUACAACUGACACUCUAGUCAAGGUAAAAGCAGAGGAAAAGAGUGAAACACCAAGCAUGAGUAAUGGGACGAAGGAAGAUCUUGAAGAGGGCAAUGAGAUCUUCCUGAACAGCGAUCCACAGCUCAACGAGAAGAUCUCACCUGUAGAGCCAAGCGUUUCAGAAGAUAUGCAUCAAAACCUAAUACCAGAAGACCACAUUAAGUCUAAACCUGAGCGACUUACAUCAGAUCUGCUGGAUCUGGAUUACAACUACACUGCUGAUCACAGCAGCAUGAUCAAUCUGUCCCUUGAGUAUGAUGACUACGGCCAAGAGGUGAACGGCACGUUAGAUUCAUCUGCCAUAGAUUACAUGGACGUGCGCUCUGGACAGACCAAAUUACGCCACUACUACAUUGCAGCAGAGGAGAUCACCUGGGACUAUGGCAUCAGGAAACCCCAUCAGCUCAUCAAACCUAUAGAGAUGCGUCGAGGGAUGAGGAAGUUCCUGCCGGAGUACAAGAAGGUGGUGUUCAGAGCCUACAGCGAUAAAGACUUCAGACAACCUGUAGGCAGAGGAGAGGCCCAGGAACACCUGGGAAUCAUGGGACCUUUCAUCAGAGCAGAGAUUAAUGACCUCCUCACUGUGGUCUUUAAGAACAAGGCAUCCAGGCCUUACUCUUUUCACCUCCAGGGGGUCUAUGACCGCAGCCAGGGGGCCGGCAUGGGCCAAAGCCCUGCCUCCUCUGCUCCCCAUGGGGUCCCAGGAGAUCCUGUGGCCCCUGGUGAGGCACGUACCUAUAACUGGAGGAUAACCAGGAAACAAGGACCCACUGACAAUGAAAUUGACUGCAAGACUGGGGCUUACUACUCCACUUUGGACAAGAGGCGGGACCUUCAUUCGGGUCUGAUUGGUCCGCUGGUGAUCUGUAAGUCCGGUAUUCUCCGGACUCAUCAGAACACGCAGCGGGAUGUCCAAGAGUUUGCGCUCCUCUUCCACACCUUUGAUGAAACCGAAAGUUGGUACCUGGAGGAGAGCCUGCGGCGGUACUGUGCUCCUCCCUGUCGGGCCAACACUGAGGACCCCUGGUACCACAUUAGCAAUAAGUUUUCAUCAAUAAAUGGCUAUGUGGCGGAGACACUUCCUGGUCUGUUGACCGCCCAGCACCAGCGCGUCAGGUGGCACUUGCUGAAUGUGGGAAAUGACGGAGAAUUCCACGCUGUGCAAUUUCAUGGUUUGCCUUUCACUGUUCACACAAAGGAAGAACACCGUAUGGGGGUCUACAAUCUUUUCCCUGGAGUGUUCGGCACGGUGGAGAUGAGACCCCCUACAGUUGGCACGUGGCUGCUAGAGUGCACUAUAGGAGAUCAUCAGCUGGCCGGCAUGAGAGCCAAACUCCUGGUCUAUGAUCGACGAUGUGUCAUGCCUCUGGGGAUGAAAUCUGGAAGGAUUGAAGAUUCCCAGAUCACAGCAUCAGAUCACACAGGUGACUGGGAGCCGAGGCUGGCGAGGCUGGAGCAGUCUGGUUAUAUCAAUGCUUGGAUAGGAAGAAACCGGAUGUCAUGGAUACAGGUUGACCUGCAGAGGCCCACUCUGCUGCACGGUGUGCAGACGCAGGGAGUCAGGUCCAAACUGAGAGACAACUACAUCACAAUCUUCAACGUCUCCUACAGCCUGGACCAGGAGACUUGGACCACUUACAGAGGAAACAGAACCAAGCAGAACAAAGUAUUUUAUGGCAACAUGGACAGCUCCACGAUGAAAAACAACCCCUUCAUUCCCCCAUUUGUGGCUCGCUAUGUCAGGAUUCAGCCUGUAAACUAUGUGCAAAAGCCUGCUCUCCGUCUGGAGCUGCUGGGCUGUGAUCUCAACAGCUGCUCCCUCCCUCUCGGGCUUCAGAGGCGACUCAUUCCUGACACCAACUUUACUGCUUCAUCAUUUUAUUCGUCUCUGCUACGCAGCUGGAGCCCCAGCCUCGCCCGGCUCCACCAGGAAGGAAGUGCCAACGCCUGGAGGCCAAAGAACAACAACCCCCAUGAGUGGCUGCAGGUUGACUUGGGGGAAGUAAAACGAAUCACAGGGGUCAUAACGCAAGGAGCGCGAUCAAUUUUGACCCAAAUGAUGGUGACAGAGUUCUCAGUCACCUUCAGUCAUGAUGCACGUUCCUGGAGCAGUGUGUUGGAGGAGAGCUCCCAAAGAGAAAAGAUCUUCACAGGGAACAGUGAUUUUGAAGAGGAAGCUCUCAAUGUUUUUGAUCCUCCUCUGUUUGGCCGCUACCUCCGCAUCCAUCCACGUGGUUGGAUCAACGAUAUCGCCCUGCGUCUGGAGGUCCUGGGCUGUGACACGCAGCAGGGGCGUUGAUACCACUUGGUCAACUCCUGGAUGCCACACAGCAUUAUUUAGUAGCAAAAUGUAUCCCUGUUUCAUUUGGGAAAAUGUUAUAAUUCAGUUAUAUAUGACAUGUAACUGUUUCUUUAGGCUAUUUCCUCUGUGACCACAUCUUUGUUUAUAUUUUUAUAUCAUCCUAUUAGAUAUGAUUAUUAUAUUUACUUAGCAAACAGUCAUGUUUGAUGUCAUUUUGACAAGGCUCUAGUCUAUAUAUAGUAGGAUCUGUAUAGGAUCUUGUUUCAAACAGAGCCACAAUUUUAGAUAAAAAACAUGUGUAAAUAUUUCAGAUGGAUGUAUAAAGUUUGAUGGCUGAUGUAUAUUGUUUGAAAAGGUUGUAUUAUUCUACUUUAUUAGAGUUUAUAUAAAUCAUGAAUUUUAAA
Molecule: messenger RNA, 5437 nt
Organism: Eleginops maclovinus (Patagonian blennie)
Lineage: Eukaryota; Metazoa; Chordata; Actinopteri; Perciformes; Eleginopidae
Gene: f8
Product: coagulation factor VIII, procoagulant component
Exons: 27
Coding region: 51-5030 (1659 amino acids)
Cellular component (GO): plasma membrane
Molecular function (GO): signaling receptor activity; oxidoreductase activity; copper ion binding
Source: RefSeq, a predicted model, not a curated record